This is a messenger RNA of Vicia villosa (hairy vetch), 1325 nucleotides long. RefSeq names its product metacaspase-5-like. Gene Ontology annotation, molecular function: cysteine-type endopeptidase activity. The transcript has 2 exons. Gene Ontology annotation, biological process: proteolysis. Bases 37 to 1212 code for a protein of 391 amino acids. The record is from RefSeq and is a predicted model, not a curated record. NCBI's taxonomy places the organism in Eukaryota, Viridiplantae, Streptophyta, Magnoliopsida, Fabales, Fabaceae.
AAGAUAUAAAGAAGAGACAGAAGAGUUGCUAGUUACAUGCAUAAAAUGGCUAAGAAGGCAGUGUUGAUAGGGUGCAACUAUCCAGGAACAAAGGCCGAACUAAAAGGGUGCAUUAACGAUGUAUGGAGGAUGCAUGAAUGUCUGAUUCGCAAUUACGGAUUCUUAGAUGAUGAUAUCACAGUUCUUAUUGACACGGAUCGUUCUUACACACAACCUACAGGCAAGAACAUUCGAUUUGCCAUGUCAAGGUUGCUUCGAUCAGCUCAGCCCGGUGACGUGCUAUUUGUCCAUUACAGUGGUCAUGGCACCCGUCUCCCUGCCGAGAGCGGAGAUCACGAUGAUACUACUGGUUAUGAUGAGUGCAUUGUUCCUACAGAUAUGAAUCUCAUCACUGAUGAAGAUUUCAGAGAGUUUGUAGCAAAGGUGCCUAGGGAUUGUAGGAUCACAAUUGUAUCAGAUUCUUGUCACAGUGGUGGAUUGAUUGAAUUAGCAAAGGAGCAAGUAGGAGAGAGCACACAUGAUGGAGAACCAGUUUCAACUCCUGGCUUCAAAAACUUCCUUCAUAAAACUCGAGAAGAUACACUCGAGGCUCGUGAUAUUGAGGAAGAACAUGGUGAACUUCAUCAUGGGGAUCAGAGCUAUGUGAAGAAUAGGUCUUUGUCUCUUUCAACUCUUAUUGACAUACUAAAGGAGAAAACUGGGGAAGAUGAUGUGGAAAUUGGAAACAUAAGACCUACACUAUUUUAUAUCUUCGGGGAAGAUGCUAGUCCUAAAGUGAAGAACUUCAUUAAGUUUUUCUGGAACAAAUUUCAACUGGGAGGUGAUGAGAGUGAAGGCCAUAGUGGAAUUUUGGGACUAGUGAACAAUCUAGCACAAGGACUUCUCAACUAUAAGCUGAGUGACAGUGAUGAGGAGAUCGAAGAUCCUGUCAAGCCUACAUCAACUAAGCAUAACAUUGUAGAGCGAGGAAUAUUACUGAGUGGUUGCCAAACUGACCAAACUUCUGCGGAUGCUAGUCCCCAUGGAAAUCCUGACAAAGCUUAUGGGGCUUUUAGCAAUGCCAUACAAGCUAUAAUUGCAGAGACUGGUGGUGAAGUUACAAACCGGCAGCUUGUUCUGAAGGCUAGGAAGAAACUACAUAGGCAGGGUUACACUCAGAAGCCUGGACUUUAUUGCAGUGAUGACCAUGCCAGUGCUCCUUUUGUGUGCUGAUAUGAAAGUGAUACAACUUAUGUUGAUUUUCAAGUACUUUUAUAAGUUUCAGACAAUCAAUAAAUACUUAUGUUAUCGCUGAUUAUAUGUGGCAUAUGAUUUUCGACAAAUAA